AUGCCAUAUCCUCUCUCCACUAGCUCACCCUUUCAUUUCUUCACAAUAUCACCAAAAUUCACCAUAUUCCAAUUACAACCAUUGAACCUCAGACCUGCAACAAAAAAAACAGUACGCGAUAGAGUAAGAGAUAAAAAACCGCCAAAGACCGACGCCAUCUCACCCUCGAUUCGUCCUCUCUUCCUCCCGCCUGCAUACAUCCAGCACCAUCAUCCAGCUCUUAUCACUCCUCCGCAGAUAGAGUCUAUCUUGAGUGGAAAUUUUCCUCCUGGCUUUGAUUCGAGUACUUGCCGCAGUGUCUAUGUGGGCAACAUUCAUCCUCAGGUUACAGAGCCACUUCUUCAAGAGCUUUUUUCAAGUGCUGGUGCGCUUGAAGGUUGCAAGCUUAUUCGGAAAGAGAAGUCAUCAUAUGGAUUUGUGGACUACUUUGAUCGCAGUUCAGUUGCUAUUGCUAUUGUAACUCUCAAGAGGAAUAUUUUUGGACAGUCCAUCAAAGUUAAUUGGGCUCAUACUCGUGGCCAGAGAGAAGACACUUCAGGACACUUUUCGCAAUUGUCUAUUCAGAUUGCUUUCACUUUCUUAGUUUACCCUUCUUUGAUCUUAGCCUAUAUGGGACAAGCUGCAUAUCUUUCCAAGCAUCAUUCCCUUGAAACUGACUAUAGAAUCAGGUUUUAUGUGUCUGUACCAGUAAAACUUAGAUGGCAUGUUCUUGCAAUAGCCAUACUUCAAGCUGUGGUUGGAAGCCAAGCUAUCAUCACCGGAACUUUCUCGAUAAUCAAACAGUGUUCCUCUUUAGGAUGCUUCCUGAAAGUCAAAAUCGUCCAUACAUCAUCCAAGAUACAUGGUCAGAUUUACAUUCCUGAGAUCAACUGGAGUUUGAUGCUUCUUUGCCUGGCUGUUACAAUUGGUUUUUGA
Molecule: messenger RNA, 915 nt
Organism: Vicia faba (fava bean)
Lineage: Eukaryota; Viridiplantae; Streptophyta; Magnoliopsida; Fabales; Fabaceae
Source: the annotation of a GenBank genome assembly